Messenger RNA from Rosa chinensis, 961 nucleotides. RefSeq names its product pre-rRNA-processing protein TSR2 homolog. The coding region runs from base 316 to 780 and encodes 154 amino acids. The record is from RefSeq and is a predicted model, not a curated record. Gene Ontology annotation, cellular component: nucleus. Gene Ontology annotation, biological process: maturation of SSU-rRNA from tricistronic rRNA transcript (SSU-rRNA, 5.8S rRNA, LSU-rRNA). NCBI's taxonomy places the organism in Eukaryota, Viridiplantae, Streptophyta, Magnoliopsida, Rosales, Rosaceae. The transcript is spliced from 3 exons.
UGUGUUUAGAUUUGUUAAGAGUUCAACUUUUUUUUUGUACUUCUGUGGAUCAAAAAUUAAGCUUAGUUGGGAAUUUAUCUGCAUGAGUAAGGAUCUUUACCUCAUGAGUUGUCAAUUUUGUCUGAACAAUGGCUUUUGUUUUUCCUACUUAAAAAGUUUGAAAUGAGGUGUCAUAGAUCUGAAUUGGUGCCUGCCCUAUGAUAUUACUUAUUUUCUUUUCUAUUAGAUGAAGUUUGCUUUGUAGAAAAAGAUGGUAUUUAAUCUGUGGGGAGACAUGGUUGCCUAGCAGUAGGAAUAUGAUACGGUGAUAUUAGUAUGAAUUAUGUGAAUUUUCUUACAAUGAUUAGUGUUAUAGUUUUGAUAGCCAUCUGUUCAUUCUUUUCAGAACCUCUUUAUAUAGAUGAUUUAGAAGAAAUACUCAUUGAAGCUAUGAGUUCUCUCAAUACUGUGAUAGAGGAUGGUAGCAUUGAGGAGGUAGCUGAAAAAAUAAUGAUUAUGCAUGAGGAAUGUUCGGAUUGCAAUUUCAAGUCUAUUGAAAGCCUAAGGGAAGCCAAUAGUCGAAGAGUUCCUACUCCUCAUGUUAAACAGGUUGUGGACGAUGACGAAGACAGUGAUGAGAACGAUGAUGAUACUGAUCCUAGCAUGAAUAAAGAUGAGUCAUCUAACAUGAUUGUGGACAAACCAGAGGCUCAUGCAGUAGAGCCAAAGACCAAGCAGGCAGUUGAAGCAGAAGAUGGUUGGGAGGUAGUCGGACCAAGAAGUAGGGGUAAAAGGAAUUAAACCCCUUAUAUGCAACCCCCGUAUGCUACAUAUCAGUCAAUUUUUGUCAUCGUUUACUCGUGAGGUAGAGUAAUUAUAUGCGGACCCAGUUGUUUCAUACCGUGUGUAAAAAGACGUUGAUUAGUUUUUUCUAUGAUUUUGUGAGUGUUCUUAAAGCAUUUGGCCUAACAUGCAAGUUUAA